CCUUCCCUUUUCCAUUUCCCUCCCAAACACGCCCAAAUCUCUAGGGUUUGCUCUCGCCUGCGCCACCAGAUCCCAAAUGGCGGAGACGCUGGCCUCCAUGCGACGCCCGAAGCGUGGCCGCCCGCCGCGUCCCCGGGAGAGCGACUUCGUCACCGGCGAGGAGUUGGAGGACGACGAGGAGGAAGGCUACGCGGAGGCGGAGCGGCUCGCGCCCCAGCGGGCCAAGCGCAAGCGCGAGGCCUCCGCCGCCGCGGCUGCUGCGGCCGAGGACUUGACCCUCAUCGAUAUCGUCAAACAUAAUGGCAGGCUGAUCAGUCAUGCUGUCAAAAGAUUAGUGGAGGAUUAUGAAUCAGACCCAAAGUCUGUGAUAUUUCAGAUAUUAACAAUGCUAUUUGAGGCUUGUGGCGCCAGGCAUGAUAUUGCUGCAAAAGACCUUGAUAUGGCGGAUGUGGAUGACAUUGUAUUCAAACUUGUUGAUCUAUCAAAAAAUGGUCUGGUGGAAGAUAAUUAUAACUCAAAAAGGAAGGACCUUAAGAACUUCAAAGAAAAUCUUGUUUCUUUUUGGGAUACUUUGGUCCUUGAGUGUCAGAAUGGUCCAUUGUUUGAUGAUAUCUUAUUACAAAAGAUCAAGGAUUACGUGAUUGCUUUGUCAUGUACUCCUCCAAGGGUUUAUCGUCAAGUAGCUUCAUUGAUUGGGCUCCAGCUUGUGACGUCCUUCAUAUCUGUUGCUAAAACUCUCAGUGCACAGCGUGAGACCACUCAAAGGCAGUUGAAUGCAGAGAAGAAGAAGCAGAGUGAUGGACCAGCUGUUGAAUCUCUUAACAAAAGACUAUCUGUUACUCAUGAAAAUAUUACUUACUUGGAGGAAUUGAUGCGUAAAAUAUUCAGCGGGUUAUUCAUGCACCGUUAUCGUGAUGUUGACCCUGAUAUCCGGAUGUCAUGCAUAAAAUCUCUUGGUAUUUGGGUUGUCUCGUAUCCAUCACUUUUCUUACAAGAUAUAUAUUUAAAGUAUCUUGGGUGGACACUGAACGACAAGAAUGCUGGAGUUAGAAGAACUUCUAUUCUCGCCUUGCAAAGCCUGUAUGACGUAGAUGCCAACAUACCUUCUCUUGGGCUCUUCACUGAGAGGUUUUACAGCAGAAUGAUCCAGCUCGCUGAUGAUAUUGAUAUUUCAGUAGCUGUUUCAGCUAUAGGACUCAUCAAGCAACUGCUCCGGCAUCAACUUUUGAGCGAUGAUGAUUUGGGUCCGCUAUACGAUUUGCUUAUUGAUGAGCCUCCUAUGAUCAGGCGUGCAAUAGGGGAGUUAGUUUAUGAUCACCUAAUAGCACAAAACAUCAAGACCUCUUCAGGAGCUAGAGAUGUGGACAAUGAAUCCUCCGAGGUUCACAUUGGUCGAAUGCUGCAAAUCUUGAGGGAGUUUUCGGAUGAUCCAGUACUGAGUUCUUAUGUCAUUGAUGAUAUUUGGGAUGACAUGAAGGCCAUGAAAGACUGGAAGUGUAUAAUCUCCAUGCUUCUUGAUGAAACUCCAUUGUAUGAGCUAACUGACAUGGAUGGAACCAAUCUUGUUCGGAUGCUGCGAGCCUCUGCUAGGAAGGCUGUUGGUGAAAAGAUAGUUCCUGCGACAGACAACAAGAAGCUGUCAUAUACUAAAUCCCAAAAGGAGAUAUUAGAAAAUAGCAAGAGCGAAAUAACCAAUGCCUUGAUGAAGAGGUACCCUCAGCUUUUAAGAAAAUACAUACCUGACAGAGCUAAGAUAUCCCCUCUAAUUGAUAUGAUGAUGCUUCUGAAACUUGAGAUGUACUCACUAAAAAGGCAAGAGCAGAAUUUCAAGGCUGCCAUAGAUUGUAUUGUUGAUGCUUUCUUCAAACAUGGUGACAAGGAUACCUUAAGGUCUUGCAUAAAGGCAAUAGCAUUCUGUUGCAACAAGUGUCAGGCUGAUCUUCUAGAUUAUGCUGAAAAUAAACUUAAGAAUCUUGAAGAUGAGUUGGUUUUGAAAGUCAAAACUGCAAUCAAGGAAGUAGAGGCAGGUGAUGAUGAAUACUCCCUCUUGGUUAAUUUGAAGCGACUUCAUGAACUCCAGCUGUCCAAACCUGUUAAAAAUGAUGGUUUAUUUGAAGAUAUGUACCGAAUCCUCAGUCAUCUAAGAGAGAUGGAUAAUGAGGUAAAGAGCUUUCUCCUCAUCAAUAUGUACCUUGAAGUAGCAUGGAGUCUGCAUGCAAUUGGUGUUGAAAAUCCAUCUGAAACAUCUAUCGAUGGACUUUUAUCCAAGCAAAGCUCUCUCUUUGAACAACUAUAUUAUUUCCUGGUGGUUCUGCCUACUUGUCAGAAAGAGGGAAGGAGCACUACUGUACUUUCCUGCAGAGUCUGCAUCAUUACUGCAGAAAUGUGGUGCUUGUUUAAGAAGUCAAAGUAUUCUGCAACAAGGCUAGAAAGUUUGGGCUAUCUCCCACAAUUGGACGUUGUUCAGAAGUUCUGGAAACUAUGUGAACAACAGCUGAAUAUAUCAGAUGAAACAGAAGAUGAAGAUGCAAAUGAAGAAUAUAUUGAAGACACAAAUAGGGAUGCCGUCAUGAUUGCGGCUGCAAAGCUAUUGCUUGCUGAUACAGUUUCAAAGGAUUAUCUUGGCCCCGAGAUUGUUUCACACUAUGUAUCUCAUGGAGCAAGUACAACAGAGAUCAUCAAGCAUCUCAUUACUGUGCUAAAGAAAAAUGAAAACGUCGAUAUAGCCGCUCUAUUCUUUGAGGCAUUGAGACGGGCGUAUGAGCGGUAUAUGGCCCAUGUACACGAUGGAGAGAACCAAAACCUGAUAGGCAAGUGUUAUUCAGAAUGUCAAGAUCUUGCUAAUCGGCUUGCUGGAAAUUAUGUUGGCGCUGCUCGGAAUAAAAACAAAUCUGAGAUCUUGAAGAUUAUCCAAUGUGGUAUUCCAUAUGCCUUCGCGGAUCCUCCAAAGCAAUUGUCUUUCCUUGAGGCUGCACUGAUGCCAUUUGUUUCUAAACUUGCCUCGUCAGAUAUACCAGACAUCCUGACCGAUGUACAGAAGAGGGCACAAGAAAUCAAUAUGAACGAAGAUCCAAGUGCUUGGCGCCCAUACUUCACAUUUGUAGAACACCUACGUGAGAAACAUGCAAAGAAUGAGGUUUUGCACGAGGAAAAGGAGGAAAAGCCUGUAAAGCGCAGGGGCCGCCCAAGGAAGGUUAGAGAUGAACCUCCUGCGAGGAACCUUUUCGAUGGAAACAACUCUAGUGAUGAAGAGUCUGCAAGUGGCUCUGACCAACGGGGGCAUGGUGGAGAUGAUGAUGACGACGAUGACGAUGCUUUUGACCAGCCCUUGAUCAACACGUUUAGGCCUUCUGCGUCCAAGCUAAGAUCGCUGAAGGUUUCUCAACAAGGAAGCCAGAAAAAGGCCCCUAUGGCUUCAGGAAGCAGUGGAUGAUGAGGGGAUGCAUUAAUUUGGUCCCGUCUGUGACUCAGUGAUGGACAUUCGGGCUCAAACAGUUUAACAGAUGAGGGAUGCUGUGGCCAGCUCUGUUACUUGCACUGAAGGACAACCUUAAGAUGCUGUUUAUUUUUGUGCUCUAAUUGUGUAGGCGUUGUAGAUGAUUGUACUUAGAUGCCCAACACUAGUGUAAACCUUGUGGUAGGCACUCCUUAGGUUCGUUUCUGUUCCUUCCCCAUGUAUAUCAUCUUGUGUAGUAAUAUAUGCAAGGGGCGUGUUUUCCUUUA
Molecule: messenger RNA, 3723 nt
Organism: Lolium rigidum
Lineage: Eukaryota; Viridiplantae; Streptophyta; Magnoliopsida; Poales; Poaceae
Product: sister-chromatid cohesion protein 3
Exons: 22
Coding region: 77-3433 (1118 amino acids)
Biological process (GO): sister chromatid cohesion
Cellular component (GO): chromatin; cohesin complex; nucleus
Molecular function (GO): chromatin binding
Source: RefSeq, a predicted model, not a curated record